AUGGAAAACACAUCAUGCAUAAAAAGCAAUGGCGGUCUCCUGACGCUGGACAUCAAUCUUAAGCGACGAUCCACCGGGUGCCUACGCCGUCCAUCAUUGCUAUCAACCGACACUGCCGUUUCGUCCAACGCCAAGGAAAAAUGGAAAGCACCUGGACGGUCAGAAAUCCCAAACAUCUUUGGCCCCAAUUGCUUUCUGAAAUACGAAGGAUUGCCCAAGCACAAGACGUACAGCCUGCGACCGUACAAUCCGCAAAAGAACGUAUCCAAACGACCAUGGUUGCCAGCCGGCAAGAGCCCGGAGAUCCCGCAGCUUCCGCCGUUGGUUCGAUCGGCGAACGAAUUUGAGCGCAAACUGCGUAGGGCGUUGCCAAACGUUCCGGUGUCUUCGCUUGACCCGCAUAACAAGUAUGGCGGCUUUAAAGAAAUUGGCACUGGCGUCAAUGGCUCAGUCGUCGGCGCCAUCCAUCGUUACAAAAACAACGUGGUUGUAGCCAUCAAACGGUGCCGUCUGCAUCCCGACACGGAAUACCGUGCAGCAAUCAUCCGAGAGCUACGCAUCAUGGCAAGCGGCCAUGCAAACCUGAUCCGACUGCGCGAGGUGUCGCUGUGGCGAGACGACGUCUGGAUUGCCAUGGACCUGAUGCGAUGCUCUGUGUUUGCGGUGCUGUGCAAGCGCGGACUGCCCGAAGACUAUGCGGUGUAUAUCGCAUGUGAAGUUUUGAAAGCAUUGGACCACCUGCACACCAAAGGUUUCAUCCAUCGUGACAUCAAGUGCGAAAAUUUGCUUCUUGGCUGGAACGGCCAGGUGAAACUUGCGGAUUUUGGCUUGGCAACUCGUACCUCGCGUCACAACUGGGAACGUCUUGGAACGUCCAAAUGGAUGGCGCCCGAGGUGAUCCGUGAGCAGCCCUACUCGGAGAAAAUUGACAUGUGGUCGCUCGGCAUUACCUUGAUUGAAAUGAUGGAUCGCGUGCCGCCCCACUACUUGGUCAGAGACGACCUCCAGCUGUUUGCUGCCAUCCUAUCUGAGCCAAGCCCGGCGUUCGUCUACAGCUACCCAACCAUGUACAUGCGAGGCUUGGUUGCUUGGCUGCUCGAUUUCCAGCCAGACACUCGACCCUCGGCCAGAGACGUGCUGAGGGAGAUCGACGCUCAUGUCCAGAGCAAGCUGUUGCGCUGCUGCUCGCCCAUGGACUUGGCCCGCUUUGUCCACUAUGUCCUGACGUCUCCUUCUUGA
This is a messenger RNA of Zychaea mexicana, 1239 nucleotides long. Its product is annotated as kinase-like domain-containing protein. The record is from RefSeq and is a predicted model, not a curated record. The coding region runs from base 1 to 1239 and encodes 412 amino acids. The transcript has 4 exons. Gene Ontology annotation, cellular component: cytoplasm. Gene Ontology annotation, molecular function: ATP binding; protein serine/threonine kinase activity. NCBI's taxonomy places the organism in Eukaryota, Fungi, Mucoromycota, Mucoromycetes, Mucorales, Lichtheimiaceae. Gene Ontology annotation, biological process: intracellular signal transduction; regulation of MAPK cascade; protein phosphorylation.